Rhinocladiella mackenziei CBS 650.93 is the source of this 747-nucleotide messenger RNA. RefSeq lists its product as uncharacterized. The coding region runs from base 1 to 747 and encodes 248 amino acids. The record is from RefSeq and is a predicted model, not a curated record. The transcript is spliced from 2 exons. NCBI's taxonomy places the organism in Eukaryota, Fungi, Ascomycota, Eurotiomycetes, Chaetothyriales, Herpotrichiellaceae.
AUGGCUAUUAACGCGGCUGGCCCAACAACACCACCGCGGUUGCCUACCACAGCACCAUCUGCACCUGCGCCCGCUCGACACACGAGCCGACAAAAGGCAAAGGCACCUCGCGUCAGAGCGGCCACCGAGAACGAGCUCGAGACCACCAAUAACGCACGCGAAGAGGCGGAAAACACGGAGUACCAACCGGACACAUACAUUACGAUGAUAUCAAGUGUACUAGGCCCGGUAGCGAGGAAGCUGGAAACACUUGGUGAACACGUGGAGGGGCUGAAUAACAAUAUCGGGACGAAUAACACCAAGACGCACGCACUCGAGAAACAAAUCAUGUCAUUCCUCACGACGGUCAAAAACAAUGAAGCCUUAACCAGAACACUACUAGAGGCCAGCAAAUGGAGCGAGACAUGCACGGCGGAGUUAUGGACAAGAAUAGUAAAGCUGGAGUCUCAGAACAACACACUCCUCGAGGUCAUCAAACAUAAUGAAACAACAAUGGCAAAACUAGAGAUGCAAAACAAAGUCCUCCUCGAGGCGGUUAAACAAUACGAAGUCAGAGUGGCUAAAUUAGAAGCGCAAAACAACUCCCUCCUUGAGACGGUGAAGAAAUCAGCAACAGAACAGGCCAAAACCACGGAGACUCCAUCUCGCAAACUUCGGAAACACUACAAACAUCCAUCGUCCUCGACCUAUCAAACACCCGCCGAUCGAGUGGAAGAUUUUACACAACUAAAAGAGAAGAUCAACUAG